GUUAGUUCGAGUCGCCAGAAUUAGGUAUCUCAAACAAAAUCAGUGGAUACACCAGUAUUUGUAGAUAUUUUAUCCUAAAUAAAUAAGUACGUUAUUUACUCCCCACAUUGUUUCAUAUUGCAGUUCAUGUUUGAUAUGGAGACUACGAGCAGUAUCAAUGCCACGAGUGAUCCUACAGUAUUUUUACCGGAUGGAGUCAUAAAAGGUCGUCGGAGAACAGAUAUCAAUGGUCGGGAAUUCCUCAGUUUUGAAGGAAUUCCAUAUGGCGAAUCUCCUAUAGGAGAAUUGAGGUUCAAGGAUCCUGUUCCUGUAAAACCAUGGCAUGGAGUUAAGAAUGGUACACAAAUCGGUCCGACAAGUCUUUGUAAACAACUAAGAAUUUCAUUGGAUCCCGAAACCAAUGAAGUUUCGAAAAAAUUUGUCCUAGAAGGAAGUGAGGAUUGCUUGAACUUGAAUGUUUAUACGCAACAGCUGAAAAAUUCAGAAAGGCAAAAAAAAGCUGUUAUGGUUUUUAUACAUGGAGGAGGUUAUACCAUGGGCCACACAAAAUAUUAUGGACCAGAGAGAUUAAUUACUCAAGACAUAGUUCUUGUUACCCUCCAUUACCGAUUAGGUGCAUUUGGUUUCCUUUCAAUGGAAGAUCGGGAGUUGGAAGUAGCUGGUAAUGCAGGUAUGAAGGAUAAAAUUUUAGCUCUUAAAUGGGUACAAAAAAAUAUAUCGUUAUUCAAUGGCGAUCCUAAUAAUGUCACAAUAUUUGGAAACAGUGCUGGUGCAUCUUCAGUUGCAUAUUUGACACUUUCUCCUUUAGGAAGAGGUCUUUUCCAUAAAGCAAUCAUUCAGAGUUCAUGUGCUUUGACCCAUGGUGCAAGGAGAUACGAAUGUAAUGCAAAAAAACUUGCCGAGGCACUUUCAUGCAAGGAAAUGAAAGAAAGUGAUACACUACGGUUUCUUCAGAGUCUACCGGCUGAAAAAAUAUAUGAGGGUCAAUCUAAAUUCAUUGAUAUUUCAUACCCAUGUUCCUUCAGAAUGUUCUGUCCCAUGAUAGAGUCCAAAACCAACAAGAAUCCGUUCUUGAACGAAGAACCCGUGGAAUUACUGAAAACGGGUAGAUACUACCACGUGCCCACUAUGAUAGGCUAUACAAAUAUGGAAAGUAUCUUAUUCAUGGACUUUGAUGAGGAGUGUCCAUUGAAUGUUAAAUGUUUCGAAGAAGACACACUUACCCCUGUAUGGUUUGGUUUCGAGAAGGGUAGUAGAGAAUUUCAAGAUGUUGCGAAGAAGAUAAGGAAAUUUUACUAUGGUGAUUCGAAGCCAGAAUACAUCAGUCUACCAACUGUCAAGAUGAAGUCCGACAUAGGAAUCAUAAGGGGUGUGUUAAAAACUGCCAAGUAUCUAGCAGAAACAUCGAAGGAGCCAACCUACCUUUAUAGGUACAGUGUUCCGAGUAAUCAUGGUGAAGAAUACUCAGCAAAAAAUCUGAAUGGUGCAAAACAUGGAGAUGAGUUGGCACAUCUUUUCCAAAUGGGAACUGAAUUAGAUGAAGCUUCACAACGAAUCUCGCAAAGACUGUUGAAGCUAUGGACAAACUUCGCCAAGUAUGGAAAUCCCACUAUUGAAAAAGAUGAAAUUGUUCCUGUUGAAUGGAAGCCGGUGACCAAAGACCACUUGUAUUAUCUAGAUAUUGGAGAAGAGCUGUCGUUACAAGAAAAUCCUGAAGCGGAUAGGAUGGUUUUUUGGGACAACCUGUAUCAGUCUCAUCCCAGAACGAAAGACUAUUGAUUAAAUACUUCAAUUUUCAAACUUCUCAUUGUUUUUAUUUCGGUUGUUCAUGUCUGUUUGAAAUAUUUAUUUCUGCUGGUUUUUAUAUCAAGAAAAUGUAAAAUACCUCAUAAUGUUCAAAUACAUUCAUUUCAACUAG
Molecule: messenger RNA, 1918 nt
Organism: Harmonia axyridis
Lineage: Eukaryota; Metazoa; Arthropoda; Insecta; Coleoptera; Coccinellidae
Product: juvenile hormone esterase-like
Exons: 10
Coding region: 127-1779 (550 amino acids)
Source: RefSeq, a predicted model, not a curated record